Molecule: messenger RNA, 6994 nt
Organism: Coregonus sp. 'balchen'
Lineage: Eukaryota; Metazoa; Chordata; Actinopteri; Salmoniformes; Salmonidae
Source: the annotation of a GenBank genome assembly
AUGGCAUCAAAAACGAUUUAUUUGGUACGUAGGCUAUACAUUGCUAGCUUGCCCCACCCACCAAAAUGUUUGACACUUGAGCUAAAUGUCAACUGUUUCUGCCAGUUGUCUUAACAUUCUUGUGUUUGUAACGUUACAGCAAAGGGACCCGAUGCCAAAGAGAGAUGGCUUUGAAGACAUUUUGGAAGAGAGGAGGAACUCCAGCGACUUAAAGUAUGCAUUGAGGUGCUAUGCACCGGUUCUUUACAAGGGAGUCACUCCCUGCAAAGCAAACAUGCUCAAGAAUAUUGUCCUCCAAUCUGAUCAGCUACACUAUGUCAUUAAUCAGGUAGGUAAUCAGUGCCAUAGCCCGCAUGUGCAAACUGUCAUUGGUUGUUAUAAGUGUUAAAUCUCAGUUUUUCUAUUGUGCCUCACAAAAUAGUGACAUCUCAACCCCUCUGAUCCACAAUUUUAGGUUACAUGUAGAUUACAAAAUGUGUUGAUAAAAUGUGUGCAUGAAUGUAACUUUGACAUCACUUUGCAUGCAUGCAGGGUUAUCCUUGACUUUGUCACUAAAGGGUUAAUUCUAUCCCUUCACUGUUUAAACUAGUUUGACUACCAAUGACUAAGGUAUUGACGACAUCCUCUGAAACUGUCUUUAGGGUUAGGCAAUACAUGUAUUAUUCAUAACCCCUGCCUUCUGGUUGAUUAUCAUGCCCAGGUGUCACAAGAGUCUGGCGAGGCCCCUGACAUCAUCCAAGAAGAGGCCUCUGUCAUUCUGGAGGAGAUGGCCCACCGGCUCCAGAUCAGCACCGUCCGCUUCUUUGCAUUCGCUCUUAGCAAGGCCUUCAAAACCCUCUUCCAACAUGUCUGUGUCAACGAGGAGGGCAUCCAGAGAGUGAGUGUCCUGAGUCUGACAAAAAAAAAUGGUAGCUCACUUCCACAUCAAAUAGUAAUCUGAUUCUGAGUUAUGUUGUAAAUGUAAUGCAAAGUAGUACAUUAAGGAGUAUGGGAUAUUAACUAUUUGCCCUAUGAAUAAAGUUAAUUCAUAUCCACACGUUCUUCAUUUCUCCAGCUCCAACAGACCAUCCAGGAGCAUCCGGUGGUGCUGCUCCCCAGUCACCGUAGUUACAUGGACUUCCUGUUGAUGUCCUACAUCCUAUACACCUAUGACCUCGCCCUGCCUGUCAUCGCAGCAGGCAUGGGUAAGCAUCUGCUCCAAUGUCUCUCUGAACACAUUAAUGUUCACUGUGUAAAGACACUCUCUCCUUUGUUCUUUUAUCUUUUGUUUGGCUGAUUUCUGUUGUUGUUGCUCGCCUUAAUAUUGAGGAUAUUAUGGUGUGAUAUAGAUUUCAUGGGGAUGAAGUUUGUUGGUGAGAUGCUUCGGAUGUCAGGAGCGUUCUUUAUCCGGCGCUCGUUUGGAGGAGACAAGCUGUACUGGGCUGUGUUCUCGGAGUAUGUGAAGACCAUGCUGAGGGUAUAUACAAUGACAUACUGUUCUGUUCUGCUGUCCUUUUAUUGUGCUUUGUUGCUGUAACAAAGCGAGUGCUGAGUAUUAAUUUGUAUGUCUGUCUGUAUCUCUGAAUCUGUUCUUUAGAAUGGAUUUGCGCCUAUUGAGUUCUUCUUAGAGGGUACAAGAAGCCGAACAUGCAAGUCCCUCACCCCGAAAUUAGGUAAAUAAACAUCCAUGUUGUUUUAUAUUCCUGUAUCUGACUUGGCUCCUUGCUUUUGAUUGAGGUCAUUGCUGAGCUCUGCAUUUGUUGUGCAGUAUGUAGCAUUUCAGUUGUUUGAUUUAUGACAUUUUUCAUUUUUCAGCAAAUAAAUGCUAGGUGACAGGAAAUAGCUUUUCUGCUACCAUUACCAGAUUUUCUGUUAUAUAUCAAGGGAGAGGUGCCGGAAUUGACCCCAAUAAAUGUAAUUUUUUUAUGGUGACAGUGGCAUUAUUUCAAAACAAUACAAUGCUCUUGUCUGUAGAUGUAUGAGAAACCAAUCCACUGUGAUAAUUUCGGAACAUGGUUCUCAUCAUUUCAGGGCUACUGAAUAUCAUAAUGGAACCCUUCUUCAAAGGAGAAGUGUUUGAUGUCAACCUAGUGCCUGUCAGCAUCAGUUAUGAGAGGAUACUGGAGGAAUCUCUCUAUGCCAGAGAGCUCCUGGGAGUGCCCAAGCCUAAGGAGUCCACCUCUGUGAGUCACCACUAUGUGCCUAGUCCUGUACUGUACUGAUGGAUCUGAUUUACAACCAAGAGAGGUGUUGUCUGGAGAAAGUAGACUCACUUGAUUUCAUCAGUUUUCCAGUAAUGAUUGAAAAUAACUUACUUCCUGCAUACCUGGCCUCAUUGAUAUCUCAACUCACUUAGUUGAUAUCAUGCACCUGUGUUUACACAGCAUAUGCCAGGCAAUUGCAUAUUGACACUCAAACAUAGGCUGCUAUUUUGCCUUUCAGGGACUGUUGAAAGCCAGGAGAAUCCUCAGUGAAGACUAUGGCAGCAUUCAUGUGUACUUUGGCCAACCAGUGUCAGUACGGAGUCUGGCCCAGGGCAAGGUCAACCGCUCUAAGUACAACCUUUUCCCAAGGUAAACUUAUAUUCCUGGCUCGUCCCCAUUGUUAAGUCAAAAACAGACAAUUUAUGUAAUUUCAGGCAGUCGGGCAUGUUGAGAAUGAUCUGUUUUUUAUUUGUAUUGAUAACAACCAAAAUACGAAGAACUCCAGUACUGAUCUUUCUGAUUCUUCCCUUAUGUGUAGAUGAAAGGCAGGCAAUAUAUGGCACUUUUGCAUGUAAAUAGCACAUUUACAUUUUUGGCCAAGUGAUCUUCGGGCAACCCAAAAAUAUUCCUGACAUGCCCGAUGGGCAAGUGCCUUUCAGACUUUAAUGUCAAUCCCUGACUCAUAACUCUCCCCACUAGGUAAUGCUAAAGUGGAUUUUUUUCUCAGAUUAAAAAAUAAAUAAAAUUCAAUUGAGACCCUGUUUUAAAUUGAGAUGGUUAGUCAUGUUCUUCAGUAAUAUCUGGAGUCUUAUCUUGUUACAGACACAUCCCUAGGAAGCCCAUGGAGGAGACCCAGUCGUUUGUGAACGACACGGCCUACAGGAUAGUGCGUCUGCAGGAGGACAACAUGGUGCUGAAGCCCUGGGUCCUGAUGGCCUCCCUCCUCCUGCAGAACCUGGAGGGCCUGGAGCUGUCUGUGCUGACAGAGCAGACCCUCUGGCUCCGAGGCCUGGCCCUGUCCUAUGCUGCCUUCCUGGACUGGCCAGGUAGGAUCCACACCCAGCCAUAGGCAAUGCACAUUGAUCCCAGUGUAACUCUUCCUUUUAACUUUAACUCAUCAUUGAUUGUGCUUUAACUCUCCGGUUGACCUCAAAUUAUACAGUAAGCUCAUUGAUGCUGUUGCUUAGUGUUUUUUUGGAGCCUCAGCACAACCUAGCCUAUAUAUAUUUUUAUUUAAACCUUAUUUUACCAGGUACGUUGACUGAGAACACAUUCUCAUUUACAGCAAUGACCUGGGGAAUAGUUACAGGGGAGAGGAAUGAGCCAAUUUGAAGCUGGGGAUGAUUAGGUGGCCAUGAUGGUAUGAGGGCCAGAUUGGGAAUUUAGCCAGGACACCGGGGUUAACACCGCUACUCAGGACACCCGUUUAACGUCCCAUCUGUAAGACGGCACCUUACACAGGGCAAUGUCCCCAAUCACUGCCCUGGGGCAUUGGGAUAUAUAUUUUUGGACCAGUGGAAAGAGUGCAUCCUACUGGCCCUGCAACACCACUUCCAACAGCAUCUGAUCUCCCGUCCAGGGACCGACCCUGCUUAGCUUCAGAGGCAAGCCAGCAGUGGGAUGCAGGGUGAUAUGUUGCUGGCCAAAUAUAAAUGCAGCACAUUUGGUUCACCUCCAGGCAACAAGUGAAGGUCAUACAUAUUGCCUUAGAAUGUAAUCAAAGGCAAAGUAAUUCUCUUUUUUUUUGUUUUCUACUGCCCCACACAAACCUAAAGCUAUGUAAUCAGGGGGUUGAUUGCACUAUGGUCGUAUUGGAAUUUAGCCAGUGAAAGAAUCUUAACUUCCUUUCUCAGACAAAAGUGUUUCAUGAGCCCUAAAAACAUUCUCUACCUGAAAGUGCAGAGUCUCCAUUCACUCACUGACUUUGACUGGCCCUAUUUUAUUUAUCACACCCACUGCUCCUGAUGCAAUAUGUUGUUUGAUAUCCAGUUCCCUUUGAUGUCAAAAGAAUACAUGUUUGAGUAUGAGCGACUGAGCUAGCUCUAUAAUUAGCUACGUGUGAACCUCUGGGCUUGCUAACCAGACCCAGAUGAUGCUCUCGUGGCCCUUCCAGGCCUCAGAAGUCAGUCCCUUGUCACUUCUCUGGGGAUGUCCCCUGCCAUCCUUAAUGACUCACUGAUGUUGUGACAGGAUCUGAAGGAUCAUCUCAGUUAGACACCCUGCGUGUGCCUUCCAGGCAGAGCUAACUGCUGGGCCUCAUGUCACCUUGUUACUUUGUCUGACUCCCCUCUCUUUGUUUCUGUCUCUCUCUUUUCUCUCUCUCCUCCAGACCAUGCUCCCACAGCGAAGGUUGUGUCGUCCAGCCUGGCUCUCCACAGGGGCUUGGCGUGUGUCUCAGGGGGCCGGAUUAGUCUGGUGGUAGGGGAGCCCAUGGGCCCGGUGACCCCAGAGGAGGCUCUCUUUAACAGAGCCGUCAGCGUGCUCUCCUGUGCCUCCUACAGGAACCAGGUCCUUCACGUGUUCCUCCGGCCUGCCAUGCUGGCUGUGGCCAUGCACACCGCAGCCUCCUCUAAGAAAGGUGAGUGGCCUGGCUUUAGGCCAACUCUGAUCUCAUUAAUAAUAAUAGUACAUUCAUGGGUUUUAUAUAGCGCUUCAUGGACUAAAAUAUGCUUAUUAGAACUAUUUUAUUAGGGUUGAAAUAUAAUAUAUAGCCCCAGUUUGAGUUUCCACUCAAUAUACCUGAUUUUAUGUCGUCCCAAUAGGGUGCUAGCUAGAAUACAUGGCUGAGGUUUUGAAUGUGUGUUUUCCCAAUUAAUUAAAUGAAGGCUGCAUCUUUCAGAUGAAGUGUACAACUGCUUUAGCUUCCUUCGGAACAUGUUCUCCAAUGAGUUCAUCUUCUGUCCUGGAGACACUGUCCAGGUAAUACUUAAAUGCACAGUGAUGACUAAAAAAUACAACUAAAUAAUUUAAAGGAAUUUAAAAUCGUAAUAAGUUCUUAGUAUGCACUUAUUCCUAUGGUGAAUAUCCUUGCAGGACUUUGAGGAGGCGUGUUACCUGCUGGUGAAGACUGGUGCUGUUCAGAUGCUGCAGCACAAGAUAGAGAUGACCGAGAGAGGCCAGCCCACCCUCUCCUUCUUCAAUGGCCUGCUGGAACCUUUCCUACAAGGCUACCAGGUACACUGGCCCUCUGUCUAGCACUAAUGUAAACAUUUUGUCUGAGCAUGAUACUUCAUGAUGGCUUUCUAACUUUAUCAUAACUUAAAACACUUUUUUCUUACAUUUUACUCAAAGCGCUCAAGAGACUUGUAUAUUGACCUGAUGAUUUAGCAGUAUUGUUGACAUUGAUGGAGUUCCAAAAAGUUGUCAAUUAAUUUUACAGUGGCAAACUGUCUUGCCAAUGUUGUGAAAUAUGAACUUUCAUGACCAGUCUCCAGUAGAGGGAGCUCUAUAACCAGAGCAUUGUCACGUUAUGGCGUUACAUGCCGAGUGUCCACAAAUCAGCACUGCACAUUCCUCUGGAUGGUGCCACUCCGUGGUCUUCAGUGGCUGUGUAUAAGUUGACUGUGUUGUUGAAUUCCUGUGUGUGUCUCCUCUAGGUGGUGUGUCGGUACCUCUGUGAGGAGGCCAGUGAGGGCCUGACAGAGAAGCAGUACAUCCCUGCUGUCCGCAGCUUCGCUGUCAAACUCAUCCUAGCAGGUGCCUUCACUUCACACUCUAAAAUGUUUUGAGUGUGGUCUGGGUUCAGUCAGCAGGAUAAAAUGUUUAGUUUACCAACAAGUGGAACAGUGUACAUUUAUUUGGAUAGUCUCAAAUUAAUGGUUUGUAGAUGUUCAGUAGAUGUUCAACUAACUGUCAACAACAUUUUGACUUACUAUACACUAACCCUAGCCAUAACCCUAACCCUAGCUUUAUGUCCACAUCCAGCUAAGCUCUAACCCUAAACCUACCCACUGGGCACAGACGUCUGUCUAUUCCACAUUGGAUCAACGUAAUUUCAUUGAAAAGCUGUGGAAACAACGUUGAUUCAACCAGUGUGUGCCCAGUUGGCAGCUUCAUGUCUACACCCUUGUGCUUGGUUUAAAUGACACAAUGAAAACUGCCAUCUAGUGGCUGUAGAUGCCACUGCCAACUCUCAGAUGUGAGCAUUCUGUGUUGUGUGUUUUCACAGGAAACCUGAGGUGCUAUGAGGUGCUUUCGUCAGACAUGCAGAAGAAUGCUCUUGCCGCUUUGCUGCGCAUGGAUGCUGUAAGAAAGGUCAAAGUGUAAGUCCAGUUCAACUGCUCCUAUGUCUGGGUUGUGAAGUCUCAUUUUGCUGUGGGAAUGUUUGUACUGACUGAAUAAUUUGUUAUUUCAUUUCAGAGCUGAUCAAGUCACUCUCAAAGUGAACAAGAUGGCUGUGAACUCUAUAGACGAUACACUGGGUAAGAGUGGAAUUAUCAGUCAGAUCAAUCAGACUCAGAUCAGGCUCUCUCUUAGUACUCUAGCAGAAGAUAUGUAUAGAGAUGGGUUGACACAAAGUUAUAUAAGAUGAUGGUAUAUUUAAUUAUAUUUGAGUCACACAGGCUUGUGUAGUGCUGUUUCAUUUCAAAUGGCUGCAUCAGGUACUGAGGACCGGCCUACUUACACUUUUUGUUACAGCAGUUGUCAUGACCCACUUUGGAUGAUGUGGCACUGGCACAUUCAUGACAGCUAACCUAUAGUGGAUUUUCCAUUACACACCACAAGUGUAUGAGUCCUGAUGGUUGAUUUUGUUUUUUGUCUCUUCAGGAGGCAAACUUCCCACUCAGAAAGCUGUCCUCGCUCGACUGUAA